UUCAUUGGGUCGCUCACCGUCACAUGACCGGAAGCUGGAAAUGAAGCGGUUGACGUUUUGAAAUGAAAACGGGGCCACUCGGCUGCUGGGCCUUUUAUUCGUCAAAUAAGUAAUACAAAACGGUGCAUUUUGUUUAAAAAUACACGAGAAUCACCGACAGAGUCGUGAAUGAACAGCCAUGAUGCGGAAAGCUAAGGCUGGAGAGCUAAUUCAUUAAAACCUGGCGGACCCCUGUUGGUCCCUGAACCCAACUUUGGACACCAGUUAGUCCAACGCAACCGAUCUAUCUUUGCAGGCUGGUCGUUACGGCCGGGGAUAUGCUAGCAUGGCCUUUUAAUGUGAGGAAAAUUACACCACCAUGGAUGACUCGGACCAGGAUUUUUUAGAUCUAUGCUCAAAGCUGCUGAAACGAGUCCGCAAGAAACCAGGUGAGUCCAGGCAGCCACAGAAAGCAGAGCAUCAGCCCUCCAGUCAGGCAAGUGAAGGCGACGAGAGAAGGAGAAAAAACAAAAAGGAUGGUGACUCUGGGUCUAAGGUCACUGGGACCCAGUCUGAAUGCACUGGAGCAGACCGGCGUGCGGUCAGUGGAGGAACUGGACGGGAUUCAGGAGAUGCCGGGUCGUCGGCUGUGCCCUCAGCAGCGGCAGCAGGACCCAGAUCUGAAGGUCUGACAGCGAUAGGGAAAGUACUCCUCAGAAUGCAACAGUUCAAGAGAGCCAGCCCUCAGAAGUUGGAGCACAGAGACAAGAGUCAGCCAAGAAACAGUCAGAACGACUGUGGUCCUCAUCGACAGUCACUAAGACAAGAUCCUCCAGAACCCUGCAGCUCUGGUCUCCACAUUGACAGCGAUGAAGCGCUGGCCCUGCGGCUACAGCAGGAGCUGGACAGGGAGGCUGUGGAGGCUGAGACGGUGGACCUGGAGGACGGAGGCCUCUUCUUCUGUCAGAUCUGCCACAGAGACCUGUCACACAUGACUCCUAAUGGGCGAACACAACAUCUCAACAGGUGUUUAGAUGAGAGUGAAGAGAGUGCCCCAGCGCCUCUUCCUCCUCCUCCUCCUCCUCCUGGUGUCCCUGACUGUCCCAUCUGUGGCAAGAAGUUCAAGUCCCAGAAGAGUCGCUCUGCCCACCUGAAGCGCUGCUCCUCAGACAUGGGGGUCUCUACGGGUGUGUUGCUGCAGGCUCUUCAGAGACAGGCUGAGGAGACCCAGGAUGUCCCCACUGCUAACGCAUUCGUACAGACAGGAGGCACUAAAAGGAAAGGCCCCUCCAAGCUGGGCCUCCCAGUGAGGAAGAAGCCCAGGAAAAAGACUGAUGUCCUGGACGAAGACACCAUGGUUGCUUUGGCUCUGUCCUCCUCACUGCUGGAACAGGAGAGGGAGGCAGAACGAGAGGGACAAGCCGAGACCGCUGCCACUUACACCUCCAUGACGCCAGUGCUGAAGUGGAGACAAGAUGCAGGUAAAGGGCGUGGAAAGAAAAAAAAGGGCGCCGUCCCUCGUCCUCCUCCACUCCUGCUCGUUCAGGAUGCUCAGGCGGCCCUGAUGAGGCUGCAGGAACGUGUUUCUUCUCUCCUCCUGCGCAGCCGGGCACCCUCUCCCCCCACCCCGACCCGCUGCCCCAGCAGUCUGCCUGGCUGGAGCGGGGCUGCCCUCCUCUGGCAGAAAAGCACACUGCUGAACGGCGGCUCUACUUGUCUGUCUGAUUUCUACACUCCAGAGCUCAGACAGUUCAUUACUCCUUGGGAAUCAGCAAUGACUAAUGCAGCCUCCUCCAACGCUUGCAACAAGCCUGAGUCUUCUCUUCAACCUGUGAAUGAAGGAACUCCCGUCACAGCGACCAGGGCCUCUACCCUGCCAUCUUCCUCCCAGACUGCAGCCUCCUCCCCGGCUCCCUCCACCCCUGGGACAGGGCAGCUCCCAGUGGGCAGCCAGGCCCUGUGGGACCUGAUGGAGCUGGCUGAAGACGGCAUGACCCUCACACAGUGCGGAUACACUACCUCAGGCCCCGACCAAGACAAGCGAAGCAGUGCCAGACUGUCCACAAACCUUCCUCUCAGCGGCUUUGUCCUGGAGGAGGCGGAGCAGCAGGCUGACCUGUGCGUGAGUGGCUUCCUACCAGCAACGGCAUACACGCUCUCAGAGGACACCCACAGUCGAGUGAGGAGGAAAGCUGAUGAGCCGAGAACAGAUAACGAGCGAGGCAGCCACCAAUCUGUAGCACUGUUCAGACUGGCUUCAGACCUAAGCAGCAUGGUGAACAACCCUCAGCUCAGUGAUGUGCAGCUCCAGGUGGACAGUGGAGAGGUCUUCUUUGCCCAUUCCUUCAUGGUGUACACUCGCUGCCCCCUGCUGGCAGAAAUGGUACAUGAAAGUGGUUUUGGGGUGCAGGAGGAAGGCAUGCCUGCAGCCGAGAGGGUGUUGAUGACAGAUGUCCCGGGACAGGCGGUGUUGACUCUGCUGCAGUACCUCUACACAGCCCACUGCUCUGUCCCAGCCUCACUGCGGCCUCAUGUACUGGAACUGGCAUCCAGGUUUGACUUGCAGGAGCUACGGCAGCUUUGCGAGCACCACCAAGAGGAGGCAGCAGCUCAUGGAGAUGAGGUGGACUAUAUGAACCAGGACGAGAAUGUCAACAACCAAACGGACCAGGCCUUCAUGGAGCUCCUCCGCUCCAUGUGGAAUGACGAGGAUGAGGAAGAUGAGGGGAUGGAUACUGAUGGAGGAAAGGAUGAAGAGAGAGGGUUGGAAGAAGAUCAUCAAACUGAUGAUGUUACAUCUGGUGAGAGAGAGAUUUGCGAGGAACAUGUGAAUGAGGAAGAGCUGGAGGAGAUCUAUGAGUUUGCUGCCACACAGAGAAAGAGGGAGGAGGAGAAAGACAGUGUGGAGGAGGAGGAGAAAGAGGUAGAUGAUGGAGAAGAGGUGUUCAAAGAACUGACAGAACCUAGAAGAGGCUUCAGCGAGAAAACCCUGAAGCCGAACUCUCAACUUGAGCCAGAUCCCAGCUACAGCUACAGCCGCCUCUUCUCAGAUUCUCGGGGAGUAUACGAGGAAAAGGACCCCUCCUCCUCCUCACCCUCAACCUCUAGCCCACCAAAUACACACACCUCUCAAUCACAGAAACACCAGUCCUCUCGUAAUGCUUCGUGCAAACUGUCCAGCAGAACUUUGCUUCAGUCCUCACCAAGCGUAGUCGACGACUUUUCUCCUAGCCCCCCACCCAAUACAUCCAACCUGCCUAUCACAGGUCUGUCACCUGGUCAAGUGGGUGACUGGGGUGGUGGUAGAGACAAGGGAACAGAUUCUGUUGAACUGGACAUGCUUAAAGAAAGUCUGUCUUUGAAGCGAGAAAGCCAUGGUCCUCGUCGUAUUCGUGUCCCCGUUUCUCCUGAUUCACCCCGGAAAAAGAAGGAACCUGAGCUCAUAGUUUUGUCUGACUCAAGCGAGGAGAUGGAAGUAGAUGUUGCUGUUCUUAGUUCCCGCAGUCCUUCCCCACGUUCUCCUUGUGCUGCCCAGAACCUGCAGAGCUACACCCGGAUCAUACCUCAGUCAAUCCGGAAACCCCCUGAACCCACCUUGGAGAAUAAAGUGUCCUCUAGUUCAGAGCUUAGUCCCCGUGACCCAUCUUCAGCCUCGGUUCAAAGUCAUCCACGUUCUGGUUGUGAUCAGAGUCCAGUAGAUUGUUCUCUAGAAGUUUCCUGGCUGAUCCCAUCCACACCAGUGCAGCCUGGAAGAUGCACCAGCACCAGCUCCACCCAGACCAAAAGCAGCAUGUGCAGGACGCAACUGUUCCCUAAAGGUGAUACUCCAUCACCCUCUCAUCGUUUCUCUUCUCCUGCUCAACCGCUUCACAACAGACUUGAGACCUCAAAAAGUGCAACCAGAGUCUCAGCCCACUUUGGACCAACAGAGGGCAGUGAUCCCAGGUUGAAACUGGAUGAGAUGGUUCCCUUUAGCUCCAGCUUGCAUCUCAACUUUUCCCCUAAAAGAACCAGCAGUUAUGAUGCAAAUAAGAAUAGAGACGUGUUUACAGUCCCCCACACCAACCUAAGCUUUCACACCUCUCGAGCUCAACUCACCGUCAUCCCCUCCAAGCUUCCCUUGGACGGGGCUAUGGAAGAGACCCUUCCACAGCCCUACAGCAGCACUCCCCUGCAUACAGUGCUCCUCCAGCCCCCUGUCCUUGUUGACUCCCCACUCCAGAGCAACCCCAAUAAGCAGAGGUCGACCAGUCAAGGAAGGGAUGAGGCGCCAUCUGAAAGCCCAGAGAAGACAGAAUUAGUAAGCUUACAUCUCUCCCCCUUUUCCGACCCUUCGCAUCCACCUUCUUCCUCGUCUCACAGAGGUCUUCAAAGUUCACAGAGACACAGCAAGUCCUCAAGUGAAAGUCGGCGUUCUGUUGAGUCCAGCAGUCAUACGAACACAGGGGAUGAGCUCAAGAGGAGGAUAAUAAGAAAUGAGGAAGGAGAAAGAGACAGAGUGAGUGAAAAUAAAGACAAAUGUGAUGGAGGAGAGCGGGAAGAAGAAAAAGAUGAAAGUGCAGAAGCCGAGAUUGCAGAGUCCAGUUUCCAGCAGAGCUACAUGGACGAGCCUCCCAUAGCUUUUAAUGACUCGUGGGGUCUCGACGCCUGUGUUGAAGCCGACCCGGGCUGCUUCAGUCUGAGGCUAGAGGACAGUGGAGGAUCCAACCAGCAAGAGCGCAGCCAAGGACAAAGAGAAAGGGCCAGGUCACCAUCCUCUACUGACCAUCAGCCUCCACCAUCCAGUCUCUGUAUCCAGUCGCUGAAGAGUUGCGGCGGCGUGAUUAACUCCUCUCCAUCCAAAGCCCACAGUACAAGCCGUUCCUCCACCCCGUCACCACCAGGCCCUAACAACAGCCUCCUGGACUCCAAAUUAUGGGAGAGCUGGGGGGAGGAAGAUGAGGGGGCUCUUCCUCUCUCUGAGAGGGUUAACCCCUCUGCCCAGCUCAAAACCCCAGCGUCAUCACACAAUAAAAAACGUUGCUCCUUGGUGCCCAUCACUCCCAUGCCCCAGUACUCUGACAUGGACACACCGGAGCUCAAGAACAAACUCAAUAGGUUUGGUGUGCGGCCUUUACCAAAGCGCCAGAUGAUCCUCAAACUGAAGGAGAUCCACCAGUACACCCACCAGCUGGUCAGCUCGGACUCUGAGGAUGAGCCACCCUCUGCAGGGCGCACGGCUCGGCCUAAGCCCCCUGCCACCGGUUCAGCAGCCUCCCGUGCCCAGCCAGCGAAGUUUAAAGAGCCCAGAGCGCCCGUUGCCAUCUCUCCUCUGAAACACAGAGGAGAGGAGGAGGGAGAGCUGCUGUCUGCCUCACAGGGCUCAAACACCUCUUCGACUCCUGCCAGUGAAGAAUCUGAAAGGUCCAACCCAGAGCUGUGCCUCUCUUCCGAUGGCGACUCGGACAGUGAUGGCGGCAUCUCUGCCUCCCAGGCUGCGUCUCGCCUUCAGGAUCGCCUCCAGGCAGUGCGCUCCUUCAUCCUGUCAGACUCCGGGCUGCACAGUCAGAUCCUCCAGUACCAGCCUCUGGUCCUCUCCCAGCUCCAACAGCGACUCAAGGCGGCCGGGAUCCGCUUGGGUGCCGCCAAGCUGGUGGACUACCUGGACUCUCAGUGCAUCACCUUCACCACAGCCAAGCCGGGCCACUCCGCACCCCGCCAUAGGCGGGGCAAGAGGGCAGGCAAGGGGGCAAAGGCAGGGGGGGAACGAGGAGCGAACAGGAGAAAAGCUGUUACAGCCACUCUUUAAAACUGUGACUGCAAGAAGUGGCAGGUUUGACUUUAGUGUUUGGAACAUUUGUCUGAAAAUAAAUUUCCGGUGAAGAAGAAGCCAUGAGAAAUUUUGAAUUAUGAAGAGUUUUAAAAAGACUGUGGUUGUUCCUGGACAAUCUGCACUCAGCUGAUUCCUCAAAAGUUGACUUCAGCUUUUACUGCUGUGUUUAAAACUGAAAACAUACAAAAUUUUUCUUCAGGACAGGUUUUAUAUUUGGUAUCGUAUUACAAAUGUUGAACUCCCACUGUGAAAAUAAAAGGAUGGUAAGUGUUGCUGUCCCCCUUUGUCACAAAUGGUUCCUUUCAUUCAAAAAUCUUUGGAGUAGCCACUCCUGAUAAGUAGAUUUUACACACCCGCUGUUAUCUUUAUCAUCUGUUAUGGUACAAAGAUGAAUCCUAACUAUGUGGUACUUAACCUCCUUUUAAUACCAAAUCAGGACAAAGGGAAUUAAAUUCAAAGAAAUGAUUCCACACAGCAAUUUUUUGAAAAACA
This is a messenger RNA of Xiphias gladius (swordfish), 6283 nucleotides long. It is a transcript of the gene slx4, whose product is annotated as SLX4 structure-specific endonuclease subunit homolog (S. cerevisiae). The record is from RefSeq and is a predicted model, not a curated record. The coding region runs from base 359 to 5767 and encodes 1802 amino acids. NCBI's taxonomy places the organism in Eukaryota, Metazoa, Chordata, Actinopteri, Istiophoriformes, Xiphiidae. Gene Ontology annotation, biological process: interstrand cross-link repair; DNA replication; resolution of meiotic recombination intermediates. The transcript has 14 exons. Gene Ontology annotation, molecular function: enzyme binding. Gene Ontology annotation, cellular component: Slx1-Slx4 complex; nucleus.